AAAAAAAAGGCAUGGCAUGCACGUACUAAUGUAACUAUACUAUAUUAUAUGACAUUAACAAACAGAAUGAAGCUUUUACCAACAUCCCAGUGCCCACCAACUCCAAGAUCGGAGACAAAAGUGGCAAGCCACUGCAAAAAUUGGAGCAUUUUCACCGUACGAGUUAAAGACUCCAUUUUAUUCUGGUACUGAACAUGAUGCAAGAAUCUCAAAGCACAAACCCCCCUGCGAGCACGGACCCCCCUGCGAGCACGGACCCCCCUGCAAGCACGGACCCCCAGCGAGCAUGGAUCCCCCUGCAAGUGAUGCUGACAAACCAGCAACAAUUGAAGAGGUGAAAGAGGAAGGUCCAAUGUUUCCCUGCAACCUUUUCGAUACAGAAAUGGUUCACAAGAUAGCACAAGAAUUCCUUACAGGAUUAUCCUCUGCCUGUGUUGACAACACGACAGGUGGCAUAUUCAAGAGCCCUGGUUCAGUGGCUGUUGAUAUUAGACGAGAAAUGGUGGACUAUCUUGUCCACAGAAGUGAAACGUUUGUUGCUGAAUCCAUUGUCUUGGAAGGGGAUGCCAAUACCGAAGCACCUACUGAUGCUUUCGAUAUUAUCUCUGAUAUUAUUGAUGAAUUCGCACAUUCAAAAAGGAAUUUUUUUAGCCGUGUCUCGGGAUGGGUUCUGAGUGAUAGGAGAGAAGAUAGGAUAGACGAUUUUGUGCAGGAGAUGGAAACGAACGGGUUUUGGUUGAUCGGGCGGAGGGAGGCGGUUGCACAAACUUUGCUUAGAAACGUCGACUUCAAGAACACCUACCAUUGCAGUAUGAAGUAUAGGUCUGACGAAGAGCUGCAACAACAUCUUCCCUCUUGCAAUUUCAGGGUUAUGAACUGUGACCACGAGGGAUGUAAUGUUAUAUUCAUUGCAGGACGUGCCGAAGAACAUGACUCUUCCUGUCCUUUCAAAAUAAUCCCAUGCGAGCAGAAAUGCCCGGAAACCAUAAUGAGGCGGGAUAUGGACAGGCAUUGCAUUACUACUUGUCAAAUGAAGCUCGUGAACUGCCCCUUUUAUCCGGUAGGUUGUCAAUCUACAGUUCCACAGUGCAAUAUACCUCAACACCGGACCGAGAACCUACAGGCUCACUUGGUCUGCAUCUUAAAACUUGUUCACAAGGAAGCUUCUCCCGAAGCCCUGAAUAAAAGGGCAGAACAACUGUUGGAGGCAUCGCCUCGUGCGAAAUUAGCAGCUUCUCGGGAUGCAAGAGCUUUAACAUUUGCAAUUAAGGAUCUUGAAGGGAAGCUUGGGCCAAUAGUGGAAGAAGUGAAGCCAGUUGCAGAGGAAGAAAACACAACAGCUAACAAUGAGGAGAGCACUGCUGAGUCCACUGAGAAUGCCGCCAAGGAUGGAGAAUCAACUCUUAAAACUGAAGAGUCACCCGCAAAGCAUAAUGACCUCACAUCUUUAGAAAGCAAGGCGGAGCCUAAUGAAUCACUUGCCAAGGCCGAAAACGCUCCAAAUGAAUCACUUGCCAAGGCUGAAAACACUCCAAAUGAGUCACUUGCCAAGGCUGAAAACGCUCCAAAUGAGUCACUUGCCAAGGGUGAAAACGCUCCAAAUGAGUCACUUGCCAAGGCUGAAAACGCUCCAAAUGAAUCACUUGCCAAGGCUGAAAAUGCUCGAGAAGCACCCUCAGAAAACGAGGAUACUACAAAUAAACAGUCUGAUACAGAGGGUUCAGAGCCAAUAGUAAAGAGAGAAGAGAAGAGCACUGAUUUGGCUGCUCAGGGAGAUGCGGGAGUAGUGGAGUCUCCGGUGUCACCCAAGGAACAGAAUGCCUCUACUGCUUUACCCCGUGAGGUAGAGUCACCUGCAAAAGCUUUGGACUCUCCGAAAGCUACCACUGAAAAUGAGGGGCCCACAGUUCUUCAAUCUGAGAAAGAAAAGAUCUCAGAGUCUGCCCAAGAAGAAGAAAACCCCAAAGAACAAUCUAGUGAAAACUAGAUGCACGUGGAGCCAUAUAAUCCAAUGGGAUGGAGAGAAUUGAAGAGUUGCAUAGGUACAACUUCUAACAGGGAAGAUAAUAUUAUGCGUCAUAGGCUUGUAGAAGGAACUUCUCCAUGCCACAAGGAAAAACGGAGCAGCUUUAGGUUCUGUUUCAUAGCUUUGCUCUGAAGCCUUGGACUUAGGAUAUAUCCCGAAAGCAGAGUGUGCCGAACCAGUUAACUUAGUUUGUCACCUGGGAGAGAGACCUAGAAGCUAAUCUCAGAAUUAUUUCCCUGCUGUAAAAAGAUUUUUUUUGUUUUGUUUUGUUUUAUUUUGUUUUAUCCAGUUUUCUUCGUCAAAAUGAGAUGGUGUCCAUCAACACUUGCAGAUUUGUCGUUUGGCUGUGUCUACACACUACCUGUGGUUUUAUCUUUUUUUUUUUUGCUUCCCAUAUAUCAUCCAUUUAUGUAUUUGUAAACAUUUAUCCAAUUAAUGGAUGCGAGAUUUUGCUCA
Messenger RNA from Ipomoea nil (Japanese morning glory), 2482 nucleotides. RefSeq lists its product as uncharacterized. Lineage: Eukaryota; Viridiplantae; Streptophyta; Magnoliopsida; Solanales; Convolvulaceae. The record is from RefSeq and is a predicted model, not a curated record. The coding region runs from base 287 to 1987 and encodes 566 amino acids. The transcript has 4 exons. Gene Ontology annotation, molecular function: zinc ion binding.